UCGCCCUUUUAAACGCAUACUAAGAAACGCCGCGGUCAUAUUUGUCUGACGUGUCGUACGACUUUGAUGUCGUACAAUUUUCAAACAGGUAAUGAUUAAUGACAGAACCAACCGCUGACAUGGAUUUAAGACAACCUCUCCCGUCGGACGACUUUUACACGGCGCAUAUAUGACAAUCCUCCCAUACAGUUUGCUGUCGGUGGCAAUAAACAGCGUGGGGCUUGGAUCUGUCUACUUGCCAAAACGUGGGCAAAUUUGGGAUCCAUAAGUGAACAGCAAUGUCAUCGCAAACGGUCGGGCGCCGGUUGUUUGGAAGCCGAUGGUUUGUCCUUCUAGUCGGAGGGGUGUUAGGAGGCUGUCUGACGCACCUGUUCGUCGUACCGAGCGGGGCAUACACGAACAUAGCACCGAAAGGUGCAGCCGGUGCGCUCGGAUGGUUUCUACGCGACUUCACCGCGCAAAACGACAACUCUUCAUCGACAACAAACCUGCAACACCGACUCGCCUACGCACCGACAUGGAAAGGACGGUUGCCAAAGGCAGAAGAAACACCAGGUCCUACAAAUAGGGCAGAGCCGAGAAAGAUCCUGCUAGACUGCGGUGCCAACGUGGCGUCCACAGUCCAGUUGUUUCGGGAGACCUACCCAGACGGUCAGGACUUCAUCAUACACUCUUUCGAGAUAGACGAGAGGCUGGCGCCGUUCUUCGCGUCGUACCCGAAUCACGUGCUACACUGUCCGACCGGGGUAUCCAAUAAAGAUGGAAAUAUGACGGCAUACUCCGAGUUGGUUUGGUCACCAGACAAAGGACUAAACAAUGGCAAAGACAUGCAGUGGGGAGGGGGGUCACUCUUUGCGUUUGACGAUGAGAAAAGAGACACCAAGACGGGAGGCAAACGGAAGUUGUCCCAUCACCGGAUGAUUCCGACGGUCGACCUGUCCCGCUGGAUCCAGGAAAACACGGCGGUGGAAGACUACGUCAUCUUCAAGCUUGACGUGGAGGGCGCAGAGUACGACAUCUUAAAGAAGAUGCUGGAAGACGGAACCUUUAAGUGGGUGGACAAGUAUUAUGGAGAGUUUCACGGCUGGCAGCCUGUCACUGGCUGGGAUAAAAACAAGAAGGCCAAACUCGUGUCUGAUGUACAGACAAAAGGCAAACGUAUGCUGGAUUGGGCAGCCGAGUACAGGACUUACAGUGACUUCAACACCAUGCAUCCUCCAGUGGAAUCUGACAGUUUUGCCGGCUCCCCGGGGACGGUAUACUCCAGCUGUUCAGCCCCACCCUCGAAAGCCCCUCGCCUGGCACUGGCUGUUCUGGUCGGUAUGAACGCCAAGGCCGCACACAAGCUGGUACAGACAAUAGCAGCACAUUCCAGCAGGAUGCCGGUCACGCUCUUCGUUUUCGGGGACUUCGUGCAGAUGUUUCCUGAACUGGUGACGGAAUGGGCGAAAACUUUCACGAUAGGCAUGCGCGAGAACCAACCAUUUCCGCUAGGACACUUUACACUUCAGGCAGCGAGUUGGAUCCGGAUGGGGCUGGUCAGCGCGAUACAGCGACUGAGCGAAGUGGACAUACAAACAGCCUACUACUUACCUGAGAAGGUGACAGACGUCGUGAAAAAAGAAGCCAACUCCCGGGGGUUGAGGAUCAUCGAACCGACAGCUCGCUUCCCUCCAACUGAUGAAAACUGGCUCCUGUCAGUUGAGAACUACUACAAGUACAGGGAUGUCGAGAGGGUUCCCAAAGCUCUCCGCGUCAUCGCCAACCAACUGGACAACAAGGGAGGCAUCGUCAGUCUGGACUCGGACCACCCGGACAGCUACAUGAUUUCAGUUUUCCUCAUGGACUACUUGGUGGAGAAGUCUGGUUAUAAUCUAGUCAGCAUGGUUGACUGUCUGAAGUAGAUAUCAGCAACAUCAAGUCGUCAAAAUUCAAUUGAUCACUAAGCAAUUUUUGAGUAUGCCAAUUUAAACUCAUUUUAAUAGUCGAAACUUGACUUAAACAUACUCGUUUGUCCAGCUUAAGAAAUGUACCCUACUAUAAUUUCAUAAGCGUCAGUGUCAGUCAGCUUCUGGUCCCUAACUAUAGGAAUUCCCAUACGCCAAAAAACUGUACUCUGCUACCUUAACACAGCAGAAUUCACAACAAAGCCGCAUAUGCUUGCCACUUCUGUGCUUGUUUACCUCUGAGGGGCCUUAAUCUCUGACCUUACCCACAAUUCCAGGCAGCAAUGGAACUGUGUGGUGUUCUGUAUAAAAAAAUGUCUUCAGAGACCAAGCAGUGUUGAAAACAAUAAUGUAUUUAGGGAAGGACUUCUGAAUUGAAUGAAUUUGAAUUGAUGCUAAAAGCAGAUUGUAA
Branchiostoma floridae (Florida lancelet) is the source of this 2358-nucleotide messenger RNA. RefSeq lists its product as uncharacterized. The record is from RefSeq and is a predicted model, not a curated record. The coding region runs from base 279 to 1904 and encodes 541 amino acids. The transcript is spliced from 8 exons. NCBI's taxonomy places the organism in Eukaryota, Metazoa, Chordata, Leptocardii, Amphioxiformes, Branchiostomatidae.